This is a messenger RNA of Arachis ipaensis, 640 nucleotides long. Lineage: Eukaryota; Viridiplantae; Streptophyta; Magnoliopsida; Fabales; Fabaceae. The record is from RefSeq and is a predicted model, not a curated record.
UUUGUUGUUACAGUCGAAAGAACAAGGAAGGAUAGUCGGUAGAGGAGAGUUAUGGAUCAAGGUGCACAAAAAGAAGGAUGGCUCAUAUAUGAAUGAUGAAGCAAGAGCAAUUGGUGAAAGAAUUGAGGAAAUUGAGCAACAGGAUGAGUCUGCCAGAAUGUUGUCUCAAAAUGACUCCAUUGCUCAGGUUUUCGAAAAAGAAAAAUCGGGUAGAGUACGUGGUGUGGGUUUUGGACCGACUUCUAGUCAACUCUUCGAUCCGAAUUCACAUGCGCCUGGCAACGGAGUCCAACUAGAGGAGACCCAGAGGAGGCUGCUUGAACUGCAGGUAGAGCUGGAAGGCGAGAAGUUGAAGAGGAAGGCGAUGGAGGACGAGGCAGCAGCAGAGAAGAAAAAGAUGAAAGUAAUGGAGGACGAGGCAGUAGCAGAGAAGAAAAAGAUGAAGGCAAUGGAGAGUGCUCUGAUUUAUCUGUUUCAAAGGCAGGGUGUGGAGCUACCACCAGACAUCGCUGCAGGGAUGAGUUUCAUGGAAUGAUAGAGCGAAAAUAGAAUAUUAGGAUUGGAGUUAUUUUGCAUUGAAGUAAACAUUUUAUUGAAUUAGACUGAGCAACUCUACGAAAGAGAUUUAUUUACUUCGUAU